UUCUGUGGGCCAGCUCCGUUGCUCCAGCGUUCACAUGAGGAGGCGCACGGGCCCGUGCGCUCUCGUAUUUGGACACUAGUGCUCGUCUGAGAGUCCUCCUCCACCCCGGAAGGCCCCUCUGUUCACCGCACACGAUUAGCAGGGGCAUCGGUGAGGAAGAUGACGACGAGGAGAAGGCCCUUCAAGGUCCCUGAGAUGGCGCUGAGGGUGUGCGUGAUCCCCCUCGCCUUGGCCUCCCUGUGGGAGAUGGCCACCAACAAGCAAGCCGAUGACACCUACGGGGAGAUCAGCUUCUCCAACCUCUCAGGCUUCAAGUAUUUAGUUUGCAUCAACGCCGUCACUGCCGCCUAUUCCGUGGCCUCCAUCCUAAUGCCAUCCUUCAAGUCCCGCGCUCGCUACGAUUGGCUGAUUUUCCUCCUGGACCAGGCGGCGGCGUACCUGCUGGUGACAUCGUGCUCAGCGGCGGCGGAGCUGGUGUACCUCGCGAGGGAGGGCGACCGGGAGGUGUCGUGGGGCGAGGUGUGCUCCUACUUCGGUCGGUUCUGCGGCAGGGCCACCGUGUCCGUGGCGCUGCAGGCCGCCGCGCUGCUCUGCUUCGUCGCGCUCUCCCUCGUCUCCGCCUUCCGGGUCUUCCGCGAGUUCGACGGCCCUGCUGCUCAUGUUGAUUGCUCCGAGGACUCUGACUCCAAGCAGGCGCAAGAGCAAGGAGCAAGGUAGAUGAUCCAUGAUGAACAAUCACUGAUAUUAGUGCAGUGCAGCCACAUGUGAAAUACUGUGAAAUAAUAAACUUUAUAAUUGGUGUUGGCCUUCUGA
Hordeum vulgare subsp. vulgare (domesticated barley) is the source of this 813-nucleotide messenger RNA. Its product is annotated as CASP-like protein 2D1. Bases 160 to 717 code for a protein of 185 amino acids. The transcript has 3 exons. NCBI's taxonomy places the organism in Eukaryota, Viridiplantae, Streptophyta, Magnoliopsida, Poales, Poaceae. The record is from RefSeq and is a predicted model, not a curated record.